This is a messenger RNA of Rubroshorea leprosula, 1001 nucleotides long. NCBI's taxonomy places the organism in Eukaryota, Viridiplantae, Streptophyta, Magnoliopsida, Malvales, Dipterocarpaceae. The record is from the annotation of a GenBank genome assembly.
GAAUCAAGAAAUGAGAGCUAUGUGUGCAGCAAGAACUAUUGUUAGGAAAGAGUUUGGAUCUACUAAGUUUGUGGGAGAAUUUGGCCUUAAGAUAUGGACUAAGAUUGUACGGAAUAGGGAAGGUAGCAAGAAAUGCAAAUUCCUAUGGCCUGGUGGAGGUGGUUUUGAAGUUGAGGAUUACCUGAAUAGUAAAAAUAAAGUCGAUUUAGGCAGAAACACUUAUAUUGUAGAUUUGGAAGAUAGAAAAUGCACCUGUAGGUAUUGGGAUAUAUCUGGGAUUCCUUGUAGACAUGUCAUGACUGUAUUGAGUUUAAAAAAACUAAGAGUUGAAGAAUAUGUUUCAGAUUGGUACAAGUUGUCAAGAUUUAGGGCCUCUUAUGCAUAUGAGGUGCCCCAAAUGGAGAAUGAACCAUAUGUGGAGCAACCACCCCUUGUUGAGGACAACCAUCCACCAUCUGUUGAUGACAACCAGCCAUGCAUUGCUAAGGAAGAACUAGUGAACAUGACCCAAGAAGAUCCUCCAAUGAGUCAAGUAGUUAGCCCAACUCCACCAAUUCAACAGGCCAUAACUCCCAUUACAAGAAAGAAAGAGAGAGCUAGAAGCGCUCAUCAGCCAGCUAAGGACAAGUCCGAGAUCAAUAAUCUUGGACAUAUUGUGCAUAUUGUGAAAUCCAAUCCUUUACUUGUGAACCUCGGUCUCUCGAUAGCCGAGGUGAAGUCUAAAUUCAUUUCUUCCCAAUUGUAUGAUAACUACUGUGAGCAUGCCCUUUCCCAAUCCACUAUUCCCGAGAUCAUCAUUCUACUAGACACUCAAGCUCAACCUCUUAGACGAGGUCAAGCUCUAAACACAAAUGACUUUCCACCUCCAACCCUAAACCCAUUUGCUCCUGUGGAACAUGCAAAGGGAGGCGAUGAAAACCAAUCUCACAAUUCAGCUCCCACUCCCAAUCAAGGUGAUCUUGUGGCAGCUUAGCUUGUUGUAAUACAACAACAAUUUGGUG